This is a messenger RNA of Ilex paraguariensis (yerba mate), 480 nucleotides long. NCBI's taxonomy places the organism in Eukaryota, Viridiplantae, Streptophyta, Magnoliopsida, Aquifoliales, Aquifoliaceae. The record is from the annotation of a GenBank genome assembly.
AUGGAAAAUAUGUGGAUCGGUUACCGUUUCCACCGUCUGGAGAAAAACUUGAUGCUUUAUCUUUCCUUAAAGGUAUUGGGAUGUCGAUUGUCUUGUGAAAGUGUCGUGAACGAGUGUGAUGUAUAUGGUGACAUUGAGCCCAUGACCGGGAAGGGUACGUGGAGGGGUUCUGAUAAGGCGAGUCUUGUAUUGGAUCCAAAGAAGAAGAAUACUAUAAUCGGAUGGAAGAGAAACUUUGUUUACGAGAUCACAAAUACUAGGGCCAAACUCGGAUACAACAUGACUAAGUAUAGCCUUCCCGACUCUACAUUGAACAGUGGAAGAGUUUUGUUCAAAGACUAUGUUCUUUGCCGCAUCAAGAAGAAGAAACCACCACAAACCAAACACUCACAGUCACAGAACAACUUUCAAGAAUUAAUAGAGGGUGACUUGUUUGCCAUGUUAGCGGAAGAUCAUUAUCAUUAUCAAGCUGCUCCAUAG